AUGUUUAGAAGGAUUCGCCGUAGAUUUUGUCGGCUCUAUGCAUGUCAAUGGCUAUUUGGAAUAAUAUACGUUCUCGUGAUAGCCCUGGUCGUUCGACACAACAGGCAGCAGUCGGUGCAGUUUUCAAAGAUUUUAAUUUCGAAAGACUGGCGAGCGACGGCAAGCAAAGCCCCCAGUGAGCGCACAGACAAUGAUGGGCGAGUAAAGGACUGGGAGGGAGUUAAACGGACCCCUGGAAAAAAUGAUGUAAGACACGACACCAUUGAGAAAAUGGAAGAUACACAGUCAGAUAUCAACGUAAUAGAAGACGAAAUUGCUAACAUUGACGCCAAUUCAAGAAUCAACAGAGGAAAUGUUAAUUUUCAUCUCUGGAGGGGACUGUGCUGUCCCAAAAUAAAUAGCUUAAGACAGUACCCCUUAUUUCCAACUCUACCUAAAGAACGUUUGUUUCGUCACACUAUCAACUCUGGUCCGUCGGGGACCUGGUACGGGCAAAGAAUAAUGGGAUUCGUGUAUCCUCCUAUCACUGGUAAUUACACUUUUCACUUAAUUGCACAUGUCUUCGCUGAACUAUGGCUUGGCAAGGAACAGAACGCGACGGAUGUUGAAUUGAUUGCAAAAGUUGCAAUAGAAAACAACAAACAUUCUUCAGCCAAGUCUAUAAGCCACACGUCCCGGAAAAUAUAUCUCGAGAGAGAAGGGAAGUAUUUCUUUGAUGUGCUUCACGUGAUGAAUGGAGGAAUGAUGAGUCGUGAUCACGUGAAUGUCACUUGGCUGGUUCCCAGCGGUCAUGCGUUUACCGAAAUUUCUGCUAAGUUUCUCUCACCCCUAUUACAGGAUGAUCCUUCUUUUUUUAAUCACAGAGAGUUGUCAGAACGCAGUGAUGUGCUACGAGCAUCCCCCAGCGUUAUUGACUCGGAAAUCAAUGAUGCUGACGCUGGGGAAGGCGAUGAGGAUUACGAAGGAAUAGAGAUACCUAGAAAACAAAAACUGUCAAAAAAAUUUACAUCGUAUUUUGGAGAGGAUUUUAACAUCGAAAAUCAUUACGACUCGAUGACUUUUGAUCAACUUCCGGAGGUAUCUCAGGAAAUACUAUCCAUUUUUCCGAGUUGCCCUUACGAACCAAAAUAUGUCCAAAAAAGGACUUUCAAACGUUUUGAAGGUAUUUGGAAAACACAUUUCAGCUCCGUAUUCCCAGAUGACGGCACGAAAGAGUUCAUAUGCAUUGGAAACAGACUGAAAAGAGACUGUCAUGGAAACAGUUUAAUUACUGCGGAUGAAGUACUAGAAAUUGUUCGGACUUUUAUAAAGACUAUUCAAGAAAAAUAUCCCAAGUAGGGUCAGAAUGUUUAGUUAUUUCACUUUUUUCUUAACUCAAAGAUAUCUUGGAGCAGUUUAAGAGCGCGCAAUUGUUUACGCCGUAAACAUGCAAGAAUUUGCGGAAUCUUGUCACCAAAAUUUUGCAAAUAUUGCAAAUUUGCAGCAAAUAUUGCACCUGCAAAUAUUUUGAGACAUUUAAAGAGCAAAACAUCGGGGCCCAGUUGUAUAAAGGGCGGAUAACGCCAUUAAGCGGAUAAGUGAUAGCAAAACGUAUGGGUUAUCCAACGGAUAGAGAUUUCUCUAGUGGACAGUGUUAUCCGAACUUCGAACAACCGGGGCUUGAAAAUUAAGCUUACCUAACCCAACAACUUACUCUAACUAAAUUUCAUAAAGCAGGUCUGUUCUUGGCAUUUCCUAGAUUCAACUUUUACCUCCUGACAUGGUGAACUAACCCGUAAAAAUUAUUUAGCAUAAAACAUAUGUUUAAAAUUUAUGCCUAGUUUAGUUAGUGUGCACUAUAUGAAAUUAAAAAUGACUGUCCUUUUCUUUAUGCCAGGAAAUAUGAUUUGAAGGCUAUCGUUAACGUCGAAAAAACCCAAGACAUCUCGCGUGGAAGUCGAUAUUUGCUCGAGCUCAUUUUCCGAGAAAGGGCUCGGGACAAGAUUGUAAAACUAUCUGGGUAUGUGUACAAAUUCAACAACAGUUCCAAACUUUGUAAGCCAGCAGGAAUUUCUUGGAAUAGGAACGUGACAGUAAAUGUAAUUCUGACCGUAAAGAACCAAGGAAACUGGGCCCAACACUUCAUUAACGAGAUUUCCCGGAUUUCAGAAGAGACGCGUGAAGAUCACGUGAACAUAAUAGUAGUGGAUUAUGGGAGUAAAGACAUCAAUAUAGAGGAGUCUUUGAGGCAGUGAGUAUUUGUACUUGGUCUUAACAUAUACGAAUUACAAUAGCAAAAUUAGUGUUUAGAAAAACUAUUAGGAAUUAGUUUAAUUAGACUAUGCUGUUGUUUAGAACUAUUUUGACAAGUAAAAAGCCUUAAAGGUUGCCAUGAUUUGUUGAAGAGCUAACUAUGAGUUAAGCAGGCCAUUUAUUUUUAAAUUCUGGAUUAGUCAAUCUACGAAUUAAGAACUCUUUAUAUUCCUAAGGUUUUAUCAAAUUUUUUUGUCAAGUUUAAGGAAUCUGUUUCAGCCGCUGUUCACAUCUGGCCUUGUUGUUGCCCUUAAAAACCAUUCUUGUAUUUGCAAGUCCCCAGAUACGCUCGUACAAGUCCAGUCUAAUGUGAGAGUGCGGCUUUCCCCCUCCGAUCAUAAUCAAGCUGCUUUGAAAUUCACAGAUAAAUCAGUGCAAAGUGUCUUCUCGCCUAUUGCAUUUUGGUGAAUCUCGCUGCUCUUAUUCAACAUUGCUAUCACUACUGGCAUUACCUUAUUCAGGAAAAUUCUGUUUUGUUUUUUCUUUCGACACAUUAGUAUUACCUUUGCGAUUUAAAAAACUGGUUUCGUUUAAGAACUCGUCAUUUGACCGCUAUACAAACCUCAAUUAUGCAUGUACAAUCUACUUUUCCUUGUUGUUGAAUUAUGAAUGUGUAUGUGUUUUUAAAAUUGUUUAUGAUUUUUCAAACAGAAGUUCGUUGACAAACUACAGAGUCCUGAAGCGCACUGGCGCGUUCCACAAAACAGAAGCCAUUCAGUCAGCGGUCAGCACCAUUACAGAUCCACACAGUAUUGUGCUGUUGUUUGAUCUUCAUCUUCUCACACCGAGCACAUUCUUUAGCGUUGUCAGAAAGGUGAGAAAAUGAAAUGGCUCAAUGGCCGACACGCAAGGAAGAUAUGAAAAGGUUUAAAACAAGACAAGAAUCGUUGAUAUCUUUUUUAAACGUGAACAAACUGCUACGGUCCUGUUUAAACAGAGAUGCUAAGGAAACUGUGACUGAUAUCAUUUGAUUUGGGUUUCACUGAAUAUUUGAUCCCAUUUAUUGCUCUUCUCUAAAAAAAACUCCGCUUCAGUUACGUCAUUGGUAUUGGAAGUGAAGCUUUACUUAAGGCUACAACGAAAACGUCAUUAUGAUGAAAUUAUAAAUUAUACGAAUAUUAUAGCUUCAAUCGUACCCUUAAGAGAUUUCCAAUGGUGCAACUAAGGGUAAAGGUUUCCAAAGUGCAAUUAACCCUUUUUUGCCUUUAGAUUUGAGUAUCUUUUAAGGAUUGGAUUACUGGCAUUCAAGGAGGGUUGGGCAGCAUUUUCCAGUAAGGCGUCGUAGGGGUGUGGGCUUUGGAUGUCCUAUGCUCGUGUCCCAUUGGCCUUUGGGAAGGUGUCAGAUUUACUUUCAUGUCCAUUUGGAACUGACACAAAACAUAUUGCAUCAUGCACUGUGUCAAUCUUGACUACCACAUUCUCUAAUGGUAAGAAAGCUCUUGAAUUCGCAGUCGAGCAUGUGCAAAGUGAACGGUAGUCAAAUAUAUAUAUAUAUAUAUAUAUAUAUAUAUAUAUAUAUAUAUAUAUAUAUAUAUAUAUAUAUAUAUAUAACGAUACGAAUUAAAAGAAAUUGAAUAAAAGCGCUCUUUUAUCCGCACAUGCGAAGCACACAGUAGAGGGAAGGAUGGCGUUCACCCCAGUCCUCUUCAGGUUAACCUUCUGUGGAAGACCGCUGACGAAGACAACACAAUCCAAAGGCUACUGGGAAACAUUUGGAUUUGGAAUAUUCAGUAAGAGACACUUUUCAACGUAAUUCGAUAUCAUAUCUAAAAAUGAGUGUUUUGAAAAAUCUACAAAAUCCGCCAAAAAUUUCACUUUAAACAAAUUUAAAUCGAGGUAAAUGUAUCCGUGAAAAAUUUGGGCGGUUGAUUCUGUCUUUGUCCACCAUAACCGAUUUCAAUUAAACUUUUCCUUACAAAAUAAAAAAAAGGUCACCCAUGGGGUUAUGAAAUAAUAAUUGCAUCAUAAUGAUAACAGUUACGAAGACGAGUACUCGCUUCUCCUUGCUGUACUGAACAAAAAAAUUAUUUGCUCAAUCGCAGGUAUCUUCAAGUCGGACUGGGACAGGUUUGGAGGGAUGAACGUCCAGGACUUCCGAGACAAAUGGGGCGGGGAAGAUUGGGAAAUGAUUGACAGAGUACUGGCUGUGGGGCUAGAAGUCGAGCGAUUGCGCUUGCCCGGGUUCUAUCACUUUUAUCACUCGAAAGAUGGAAUGUGGGACAAAAGCUCGUAAUUUAAAUGAAUUAUUAUAUAAACACCAAUGAAA
This is a messenger RNA of Pocillopora meandrina, 4558 nucleotides long. The record is from the annotation of a GenBank genome assembly. Lineage: Eukaryota; Metazoa; Cnidaria; Anthozoa; Scleractinia; Pocilloporidae.